AUGGCGACUUUAAUUGGAAAAUUAUACAACGUGCACCAUUUUUUAUUUGAAGAAUUAAGUGAUCCUAGAACCGCAAAUUGGCCGCUGAUUGGAACUCCUUACUCAACAUUUGGAUUAUUGGCAUUAUAUCUCCUAUUUGUAAUGAAAUGGGGACCAAAAUGGAUGGAGGAAAGAAAACCCUUCAAUUUAGAACGAAUCCUUAUUGCUUAUAACGCUAUACAAGUGAUACUAUGUUUAUAUGUUUUAGUGACCGGGCUAAAAGUUUGGUAUAACUAUAAAUUGAUAUGCGAACCAACAGAUUUUUCAGAAUCUGGAUUGCACACAGCUAAAAUAGUAUAUUGCUAUUUUUUACUAAAAGUCCUUGAUCUAUUUGAUACGGUAUUUUUUGUUUUACGCAAGAAGUUCAAUCAUGUAUCUUUUCUUCACGUCUAUCACCACACAGGAAUGGUGAUCCUUGUAUGGGGUUGCACAACGUACUAUCCAGGUGGCCACGGUACGAUGGUUGGAUUGCUCAAUUCAUUUGUACACGCCGUAAUGUACUCAUAUUACCUGCUCACAGUGGCCGUCCCGAGUUUGAAGGGCUCGCUGUGGUGGAAGAAGUACGUCACUCAGCUACAAAUUCUUCAAUUCCUAAUCAUGGUCCUACACAUGGGUUGUAUCGUGUUCAUACCAGAUUGUGGAUAUCCUCGCUGGAUCUCAGCUUUUUUCCUGCCGCAGAACCUUUUCAUGCUCAUUCUAUUCGUAGACUUUUAUAUCAAAACCUAUAUAAAGAAACCUAAAACAGAAACCAAGGAAGAGAAAGUUGAGAAGAAAAUUGAAAAUACUGAAAUGCGACGCUUGAUCGAAUCGCAGCAUCUUAAAGAAAAUCUAAACUCUCGUUCUUAA
Messenger RNA from Pieris macdunnoughi, 885 nucleotides. The record is from the annotation of a GenBank genome assembly. NCBI's taxonomy places the organism in Eukaryota, Metazoa, Arthropoda, Insecta, Lepidoptera, Pieridae.